Messenger RNA from Capsella rubella, 532 nucleotides. RefSeq names its product auxin-responsive protein SAUR64. The transcript has a single exon. Gene Ontology annotation, biological process: response to auxin. The record is from RefSeq and is a predicted model, not a curated record. NCBI's taxonomy places the organism in Eukaryota, Viridiplantae, Streptophyta, Magnoliopsida, Brassicales, Brassicaceae. Bases 73 to 498 code for a protein of 141 amino acids.
UUCAAAGAGUUCUACAACACAAUUGACAAACUCUUUGUGCUUUCUGAUCUACACAAUUUUUUCUUGAAAAAAAUGAUGAACACUAAGAAGCUUAUCAAGCUGGCCAAGAAAUGGCAACAGAGAGCAGCCCUACACAGGAAAAGGAUCUCAUUCCAGAGAUCAAGUACUGCUACUAGCUCAACCGCUUCAGAGAAGGGCUGUUUUGUGGUUUACACGACAGAUGGCACACGCUUUGCUUUUCCCAUAAGUUACCUGAGCAACUCUGUUUUCCAAGAGCUCUUGAAGAUAUCUGAAGAAGAGUUCGGCCUCUCCACGGAAGGACCAAUCACGUUGCCAUUCGAUUCAGGUUUCUUGGAGUAUCUAAUCAAAUUAGUCGAAAGAAGAAUGGACAGAGAUACGGAAAAGGCUUUGUUAAUGUCAAUCUCUAGUGCUAGAUGCUCUUUACAUUGUUCUUUGCAACAACAAGAACAGAGUACUCAACAAUUGUUUGUGUUUUAGAUUUGCUUUAGAGAAGAUAUAUUCUUUCUACUUC